Mercurialis annua (annual mercury) is the source of this 558-nucleotide messenger RNA. RefSeq lists its product as uncharacterized. The transcript has a single exon. NCBI's taxonomy places the organism in Eukaryota, Viridiplantae, Streptophyta, Magnoliopsida, Malpighiales, Euphorbiaceae. The record is from RefSeq and is a predicted model, not a curated record. Gene Ontology annotation, cellular component: membrane; photosystem II. The coding region runs from base 90 to 449 and encodes 119 amino acids. Gene Ontology annotation, biological process: photosynthesis.
CCAAAACACAGCCUUAAUAAUAUACCAUCUUCCCAAUUUUGUCAGUCAAAAUCCACAGAGAGAAGAGAACUAAAAGUUUGAAGAAAGAAAUGGCCUCAACUUCAGCUAUUUCAAUGGCUAUGCCAAUAACUUCUGCUAGCCAGAAGAGAAUUCCAAGUUCAGAGACUUUCUUCAAGCCAUUGCCGGUGAGACAAUCCAAGGUUUUGGUGGCAUUGAAAUCAAAUGGGAAAUUUCAAGUGAAAGCUUCUUCAUUCAAGGAAAAGGCACUUACCGGGUUGACAGCAGCUGCACUCACUGCUUCCAUGGUGGCUCCAGAGGCUGCUGAAGCUGCUGUUUCUCCAUCUCUCAAGAACUUCUUGCUUAGCAUUGCUGCUGGUGGCGUUGUUCUCACUGCUAUUAUCGGUGCUAUAAUUGGUGUUUCCAAUUUCGACCCUGUAAAGAGGACUUGAAUGUAGUCAAAGAAUUCUAUUUCUUGUAAUUGGUUAACUAUUUAUGUUGUGCGAAACUCUUUCAUGUAUUUCCUGAUAUAAAAACCUUCAUUUCCAUGUUUGUCUUGAA